Molecule: messenger RNA, 3756 nt
Organism: Vigna angularis (adzuki bean)
Lineage: Eukaryota; Viridiplantae; Streptophyta; Magnoliopsida; Fabales; Fabaceae
Product: pentatricopeptide repeat-containing protein At3g09060
Exons: 2
Coding region: 119-2170 (683 amino acids)
Molecular function (GO): protein binding
Source: RefSeq, a predicted model, not a curated record
CUAUAUCUUCCACUUAAGUUACACAAGAUUUAAGGGUAUUCCAAAGUCCCUAAGCAGUGAAACGCAAAUAUGCAAUGCAGUGAAAAUUGUUUCCGCUCCGCUCUCCACUGUCAGUGUCAUGGUGGAGCUUCCCAAAUCCCUCUCUUCCCACAGUCUUCUCAAGCUGCUCAAAGCUCAGAAGUCCCUUCUCUCUGCCCUUAGCCUCUUCGACGACGCCACGCGCCGCCCCGGCUUUGUCCCCUCCUCCGCCGUCUUCCACCACAUCCUCCGCCGCCUGGCCACCGACCCCGCUCUCUUCCUCGCCCACGUGCAACGUAUUGUCUCCUCCAUUCGCUGCCCCUGCCACGAGGAGGUGCCCCUCGUCCUCCUCAAAGCCUACGCCAAAUCCCGCAUGCCCGACGAAGCCCUGCACGUGUUCCAAACCAUGCCGCAAGUGUUCGGGUGCACCCCCACCGCACGCUCCUUCAACACCCUCCUCAACGCGUUCGUUGAAUCGAACCAAUGGGCACGGGCUGAGGGCUUCUUCAAGUACUUUGAAUCCGCUCGCGUGUUGCCGAAUGUCGAAACCUAUAACGUUCUCAUGAAGGUGUUGUGUAAAAAGCGUGAGUUUGAGAAGGUUAGGGAGUUGCUGACGUGGAUGUCGAGUGCGGGGUUGAGCCCUGAUAAGGUCACUUACGGUACUUUGAUUGGUGCAACGGCGAAGAGUGGAGAUUUGGGAUUUGCGCUUGAAGUGUUCGAUGAAAUGCGUGAGCACGGGGUGGAACCUGAUGUGGUGUGUUAUAACAUGAUCAUUGAUGGGUUUUUUAAAAGUGGGGAUUUUCUGAAGGCGAGUGAAAUGUGGGAGAGGUUGUUGAGGGAAGAGUCGGUGUUUCCCAGUGUGGUGAGUUAUAACGUCAUGAUUAGUGGCUUGUGUAAGUGUGGGAGGUUUGGUGAGGGUUUGGAGAUAUGGGAGCGGAUGAAGAGGAAUGACAGGAGGCAUGAUUUGUUUACGUAUAGUACUUUGAUACAUGGGUUGAGUGAAGGGGGGGAUUUGGAUGGAGCUAGAAGGGUUUACGAGGAGAUGGUUGGACGAGGUGUUAGGCCUGAUGUUGUUACGUGUAAUGCAAUGCUUAAUGGGUUGUGUAAGGCGGGGAAGGUUAAGGAAUGUUUUGAAUUGUGGGAGGAGAUGGGGAACUGGGGUCUGCGGAACGUGAGAAGUUAUAACAUAUUUCUGAAUGGGUUGUUUGAGAAUGAGAAGGUGGAGGAGGCCAUGUCGAUGUGGGGUGGUUUGUCGAAGGCGGAUUCUGCUACGUUUAGUGUGGUGAUUCAUGGUUUGUGUAGGAAUGGGCAUGUGAAUUGGGCUUUGCGGGUGUUGGAAGAGGCUGAACAGAAGGGAGGUGAUGUGGAUGUGGAUGCUUUUACUUACUCGUCAAUGAUAAACGCUUUGUGCAAAGAAGGGAGAUUAGAUGAGGUAAGUGGAGUCGUAGAACUUAUGAAUAAGCGUGGCUGUAAAUUGAACCUCCAUGUUUGUAAUGUGCUUAUUGAUGGGUUUGUUAAACAUUCCAGACUUGAUAGUGCUGUUAAAGCUUUUGGGGAAAUGGGCAGCAAAGGUUGCCCACCAAAUGUUGUGUCCUAUAAUAUUCUUAUAAAUGGAUUACUGAGAGCUGGAAGAUUUCGUGAGGCUUCUGAUUAUGUUAAUGAAAUGUUGCAAAAAGGGUGGAAACCAGAUAUUAUCACAUAUAGUAUGUUGAUAGAUAGUCUUUAUGAGAACAGGAUGGGGGAGGCAGCCGUUAGGUUGUGGCAUCAGUUUCUUAACACAGGGCAUAUGCCUGAUAUUACUAUGUACAACAUUGUCAUUCAUAGACUUUGUUGUUCUGGGAAAGUGGAAGAUGCUCUGCAGCUUUAUUUAACGAUGAGGCAGAGGAAAUGUAUUAGCCUUGUGACUUACAAUACCAUUAUGGAGGGUUUUUACAAAGUUGGAAACUGCAGAAUGGCAUCAAUGACUUGGGAUCACAUCUCAGCAGAUGGGCUACAGCCCGACAUCAUCUCGUAUAAUAUUACUCUUAAGGGGCUCUGUUCUUGUGGUAGAGUAACAGAUGCAAUGGAGGUUCUAAAUGAUGCUUUGGCGCAUGGUGUUCUGCCAACGGCCAUUACCUGGAACAUAUUAGUUAGAGCAUUGAUAUUUUUCUGAUGUGGACUAAUUUUUUAAUAUAAUUUUUUCAGUAUUUUUCCACUAGUUGACAACAUCAGCUACAAGCCUACUAGUAUUAUACUAAAACACAAGUAUUUUACUGGUCUCUCACAGGAAAUGGGAUUCCGGAGAUGUUUAGGUAUGCGACCAAGCAGCAUUUUUGAGCAUGCUUGUCAUAUUACGCUUCCAGAUAGCGUUUUGAAGGAAAUUUAAAGGCCCUGGGCAAACAGCUGCUGGCGAUGGACUACAUCUAAUACACAGGCACAUUACGGUAUUAGGUACUUGGGUGCAAUGCAGCUUGUCUCUAGGAUGCCUAAAUUUUGGAGUUGACUGAACAGAAAAGGUUUCUGAUGACAUCGACUGUUCAUAGAUGAGCUGAGAAACUAAAGCCAGAACAAUAGCUCCAAGAACUGCUUCCUUCCUCCAAUCAGUUGAUGGUGAGGCAAUAGAAUCAACUAUUGCAAAGGUAAGAAGGCCAAUAAAGAAGAGGUAAAUGCCUUUUCUUGUUCUGCUACCAGCUUUUUCUCGGGUUACAUUUUUUAUUUUUUCCGCCUCCUCUUUAGCUUUUGCUAUGUCAACAGGUGCUUUCUUUCUAAGGUUCUUAAAGAAUAGCCCUUCGUUUCUUCCAUCCUCCAUUUGAACUUCAAAUUCAUGCAGUUCCUUUUCGCGCUCCUUAAUCUCUUGUCUGAAGAGUUCUGCAGAUUCCUCAAACUCUACCUUCUGGCUCUCUAUGUUUGCUGUUAUCUGCCGAACACAAAUGAACACAAGAAGAGGUCAUUACUAAAACACCUUUCGCAUGUAGAUUUUUCUUCAUCCUUGCUUGAUGAUUGAUCGGUUAGUGUAUUUGGCACAAGAGACACAGUUUUGCCAAACCAUUGUUUAAGCCUUUUCCUAACCAAAACAAAAUACAAAAUUUCAAUAAAUAGUUAACUCAAAAGUUGAAGCGUACUCUGGCACUAGCUUCAUCUAAUUCUUGGAGGGCAUCUUCUCCAAUCUUGUCAAACUCAGCCUUGGCUUCUUCACCAAAUUUGGCUAAAUAUGCAGAUCUAUCGUCUAGAUAAUUUGUGAGUCGGACUUUUUGAGUUUGAAGAAUGGCAAUUUGUGCUAGCAGUUCUUGUUUACGUAUAUCUCCUGGUUGGGGAGCUUGAGAAUCAGAUUCAUUGGACUUGCAGAGACAUAUAGUAUAACCUUUUGUGUUGAGGAUUCUGCUGCUGUGGAUAUUAUACUUGAUAUUGGUAGGAGUGGAAGGAUGAAUGAAUUUGAGGGCAAUCAUCUUUUCAUGACAGUGGAAGCAUGUGUUUGCAUUGCAUGGGUUGGAAAACAAUCAAGGGAACCAAGGGAGAAAGGGGGCUCUUCAGGACCAGAAUUUUAGUUGCGCAGGCUUCCAGUAUUUUGGACCUCUUGUUUUCUGGACAUUAUCUGUACAAGGGGAAGGAGACAUUUUUAUUAGAAAGAUAGAACUAUGUUAGUACUUUAUCGCACGGUUCAAAUUACGGAUGUUGUGCACAAUCCAAAUCAGACUUAUGAGCCAAAAAAAAUGUAUAUUUUAAUUGAAUUUAUUUUAUAUUCUUAUUCAUGUUUCUUUA